CACAUUUUAGUGAUAAGAGAAUCAUGCUUGUCAUGUGAAUUCAUUAUAUUCCUGACCAUUGCAGAGGAAACAUCUUUGUCAACUCUUUCAUCUUUAGUUUUGUAGGGUAUUCAACAAGAUGACAACUUAUAAAUUAACUUAUUUCAACAUUAUGGGCCUUGGUGAAACCAUUAGGUACAUGCUCUCUUACCUUGGAAAGGAUUUUGAAGACUUCAGAAUAAAUGACUAUCCAAGCUGGGUAAAUGAAUUUAAGCAAAAAAUGCCAUUCGAAAAAGUACCAUUGUUAGAAUUUGAUGGACACAGACUACACCAAUCCAUGGCAAUAUGCAGGUACUUCGCAAAAGAGGCUAAGCUGAACGGAGAUAAUGCUUGGGAGGAACUGCAGAUAGACAUGAUUAUGGAUUCCUUCGUUGAUUUUCGUCACGCUGUAUGGGCUUACUUCUACAAUAAAGAUGAAAAUAACAAAGAACAUUUAAAAGGGAUGCUCUUCAAAAAAACGGUACCACUUUAUUUAGGAAAGUUUGACAAGCUGUUUGAGGAACAAGGAUACCUGGCAAACGGAAAGCUUUCCUGGGCCGACUUAUACUUUGCAGCUGUGAUUGGUUACUUUAGUUUUAUGCUGCAAUUGGACAUUGUGAAGGAGUACCCAAAUAUUGGAGCCUUUAGGGAAAAAAUUCAUGCUAUACCUAACAUAAAAGCCUGGUUAGACAAGAGACCAACAACAGAAUGGUAAACUUGAUUUGUUGAGGGAGUAUCUGAUUCUGAAAUCCUGAUCUGUACAACUAAAUAUAAAGGAGCUACCGAAAGUAAUUUAUAUUUAUUAAAUAAGAAGGUUAAUUUUAUGCUCAUUUCCAUAGUUAAGAUUAAUUUAUAUUAAUAUUGUUUUUCAUCUUUUUUUAUUAUUCCAUAAUGGUAUUGUUAAUGAAAGUUCAAUAAUGUAUUUUACUGAUGACGAUAUGAUGUACUUGUAUGAUAUUAGAACAUAAAUGAAAUCCUGGACGUAAGCAAAAGUUAUUAAUUUUGUUGAAAUUUUUCCAGUUAUUAUUAGAAUUAUAAUGAUUUUGUAAAUUAGUGUUUGUUUUUGUUUUUUUGUAACAUCCAUUUUUUCUUUACAACAUUCAGAAUAAAUACAAGAGGAAAUCAAUGUUUCCAGUGUUGAUAUUUAAUAGUUACUUUUAUGAAUUUGAUCUAAGUCUACCAGUCUAUUUUGAUAUUAAUUUUAUGUCCCUUCUGACAUAAAUAACAUCUAAGCAACUGAUGUUGCAUAUUCAGACACAGAUU
Nezara viridula (southern green stink bug) is the source of this 1281-nucleotide messenger RNA. The record is from the annotation of a GenBank genome assembly. Lineage: Eukaryota; Metazoa; Arthropoda; Insecta; Hemiptera; Pentatomidae.